Molecule: messenger RNA, 1206 nt
Organism: Gavia stellata (red-throated loon)
Lineage: Eukaryota; Metazoa; Chordata; Aves; Gaviiformes; Gaviidae
Gene: HS3ST3A1
Product: heparan sulfate-glucosamine 3-sulfotransferase 3A1
Exons: 2
Coding region: 1-1191 (396 amino acids)
Molecular function (GO): [heparan sulfate]-glucosamine 3-sulfotransferase activity
Source: RefSeq, a predicted model, not a curated record
AUGGCCGUGAGCGCGGCGGCCGCCCCCGCCGCCGAGCCGCUGCCCCGCAGCAUCUUCAAGAAGUUCCUGGUGAUGCUCUGCUCCCUCCUCAUGUCCCUCUACGUCUUCUACUGCCUGGCCGACCGCUGCCAGACCCUGCCCGGGCCCAUCAUCGCCGCCGGCGCCGCCUCGGAGGAGGAGGAGGGCGGCGGCGGCGGGUACCUGGGGGGCUCGGCCGAGCUGCCCCCCUGGCAGGCGGCGGCGGCGCGGCGGAAGCGGCUGCUGCAGCGGCUCAAGCAGCGGCGGCGGCGGCAGGAGGCGGCGCCGGGCGAGGAGGUGCCGGCCGGGGGCGGCGGGAGCCGGGCCGGCGGCUCGGGCGGCGGCGGGGGCAGCGCGGCGGGCACGCCCGGCACCCUGACGCUGCUGCUGGGCGAGGGCAGCAAGCGGCUGCCGCAGGCCAUCAUCAUCGGCGUGAAGAAGGGGGGGACGCGGGCGCUGCUGGAGUUCCUGCGGGUGCACCCCGACGUCCGCGCGGUCGGCGCCGAGCCCCACUUCUUCGACCGCAACUACGAGCGGGGACUCGCCUGGUACAGGGACCUCAUGCCCAGGACCCUGGAGGGGCAGAUCACCAUGGAGAAGACCCCCAGCUACUUCGUCACCAAGGAGGCCCCAGCCCGCAUCUCCUCCAUGUCCAAGGGCACAAAGCUCAUCGUGGUGGUGCGGGACCCCGUGACCAGAGCCAUCUCGGACUACACCCAGACUCUCUCCAAGAAGCCCGAUAUCCCCACCUUUGAGAGCCUGACCUUCAAAAACAGGACUACGGGCCUGAUCGACACCUCGUGGAGCGCCAUCCAGAUUGGCAUCUACGCCAAGCACCUGGAGAACUGGCUCCUCUACUUCCCCAUCGGGCAGAUCCUCUUUGUCAGCGGGGAGAGGCUGAUCAGCGACCCCGCGGGGGAGCUGGGCAGGGUCCAGGACUUUCUGGGCCUCAAGAGGAUCAUCACCGACAAACACUUCUACUUCAACAAAACCAAGGGGUUCCCGUGCCUGAAGAAGGCGGAAGGCAGCAGCAAACCCCACUGCCUGGGGAAGACGAAAGGCAGGACCCACCCCGACAUAGACCAGGAGGUGGUGCGGAGACUGCGGGACUUCUACCGGCCCUUCAACAUGAAGUUCUACCAGAUGACGGGGCAGGACUUCGGCUGGGACUGAGGCUGAAAAAAAUAA